Hirsutella rhossiliensis is the source of this 960-nucleotide messenger RNA. RefSeq names its product DDE superfamily endonuclease, CENP-B-like protein. NCBI's taxonomy places the organism in Eukaryota, Fungi, Ascomycota, Sordariomycetes, Hypocreales, Ophiocordycipitaceae. The record is from RefSeq and is a predicted model, not a curated record. The coding region runs from base 1 to 960 and encodes 319 amino acids. The transcript is spliced from 4 exons.
AUGGCCCUGAUUGAUGAAGCGCUUGAGUUUCUGAAGCUGUGGACACUGUUAACUAUGCCAAGACUGCGCAUUGGCGAGAAAAUCGAGAAAUACGACAUCCUGCCUUGCAACACGUAUAAUGUGGACGAAAAGGGCUUUUCCUCGGCGUCAUCAAUCGUACCAAGAGUAUUCUCUGUUCGUGCCAAGAAGCAAGGAAAAUUGAUCGGUGCUGCGCAGGAUGGCAACAGAUCAUGGAUCACGUUCCUGGCAUGUGUCUGUCAAGACCUGACCGCGCUACCCCUGCUCUCAUCUACCAAGGCAAGCCAGGGCAAGUUCAGGACUCCUGGCUCACGGAGUUUGAUCCGGAGCACCAGCGGCGUUUUUCACAACCUCAGAAACGGAAAAGGCGCGAAACGGCGGGAUUACCGCCUCCUGAUUACCGACGGACACUCUAGUCAUGUCAAUAUGGACUUCCUGGAGUGGUGUGACCAGCAUCGGAUAAUCGUUGCCGUGUUUCCGCCGCAUUCCACGCACAGGCUGCAGCCCUUGAUGUGUCCCUUUGGCCCUCUUCGACCGCAUACACCAACCAGCUCAUCCAGUGGACUGCAAAGACACAGGGACUCAUCGGGCUAUCGAAACGCGAGUUCUGGUCGUUAUUUGGAACGCAUUCGGGUCAUCUUCUCGGCGGAGAACAUCGCAAGUGGUUGGAAACGGACCGGACUCCUCCCAUUUGACCCUGAAGUCGUUUUGUCGCAGAUCGCGGAGAAAACAGAAGAUGAGUCUGACAGCCCACUGCUCGAUUUGCGCCGACUUGUCGACAAGGUAGUCGAUGGAUCCUCAAAAACGCUAGCCGAGACAGUCGGAAGCUCAAAGUACUUCGAAAGUCUCCAAUCUCAGAACGAAUUGCUUCGAUAUGAGAAUCAGGGACUUCGGGAGACUAUCUUUCACGAAAAGCAGCGCAGAAUGCGCGGUAAAGCCUGA